AUGACGCCCGUAUUCGACGCCGGCGUCGAGACGACGGACGCGAAUUGCCCGUUUUGCGCCAUUGCCGACACGUUUUCGCCGUAUGACCCCCUCGAGCCGCCGUCAGAUCACGAAAUGGACCCGACACGGACAUCUCCCGCCUCCUUUGUCGUCCUCUCCACCGAUACGCUCGUCGCCUUCCUUGACAUUAUGCCCUUAUCGAGGGGUCACCUUUUGCUGUGCCCGCGCGCGCAUCGACCCAAGCUGACCGACGCCUCUGAGAUUGAAGCUGCCGAGCUCGGAAGAUUCCUACGAACACUAUCCCGCGCACUGGCGAGAGUCACCGGCGUCGAGGACUGGAACGUUGUGCAGAACAACGGCGCCGCCGCCGCCCAGGUCGUCAUGCACAUGCACUACCACUUGAUUCCGCGGCCCGAGAUUCGCGCGAGUGGCCGUUUCAGCGAGAGCUUCACAAUGUUUGGCAGGGGAAGAAGGGAAGAGCUGGAUGAUGACGAGGCCGAGGCUCUCGCGAGAGACCUGCGUGAGGCGGUGGCUGAGGUGCUCAAAGAAGAGGCAGAUGACAGACGGAAAUCGAAGCUUUAA
Verticillium alfalfae VaMs.102 is the source of this 582-nucleotide messenger RNA. RefSeq names its product HIT domain-containing protein. The record is from RefSeq and is a predicted model, not a curated record. NCBI's taxonomy places the organism in Eukaryota, Fungi, Ascomycota, Sordariomycetes, Glomerellales, Plectosphaerellaceae. Gene Ontology annotation, molecular function: catalytic activity. The coding region runs from base 1 to 582 and encodes 193 amino acids. The transcript has a single exon. Gene Ontology annotation, biological process: nucleotide metabolic process.